GGUUUAUGGAAGUAUGAGUUGGAGGAUAAUGAGUGGGAAAUACUACAGCAAUUGCAUGAUAUACUAAAGAUUCUAAAAAACACUACACUUUACUUCUCGCGUGCAACACCUAACCUUGCGACAGUGAUGCCAGCAAUGGAUCACGUCGGCAACAUGCUCAUGUCCUAUUUGCGCAACAAGAAAUAUCUGCCUUCAAUUCGUUCGGCAGUUCGGCUCGCAAAAAAGACACUCAACUGGUACUAUCAGCUCACAGACAGGUCUCACACAUAUCGGAUCUCCAUGGUGUUACAUCCCCAACACAAGCUAUUAUACUUCAAGGCAGCAGACUGGGAAGACAACUGGAUCCAAACUGCGGAGCAACUUGUGCACGAGGAAUUCGAAUGUUCAUACCUGUCCCUUGAUGCCGACUCUGAUUUGGGGCAUGAGGCGGAUGUCUUGGAGUCAAAUGGUAAUAUAUUGAUGGUAUUUUUCUUUUUUUCUUUUUACUUAGCGUUUGUACUGACUCAAUCUUAG
Messenger RNA from Suillus fuscotomentosus, 513 nucleotides. RefSeq lists its product as uncharacterized. The transcript has 3 exons. The annotation marks the transcript as partial. The record is from RefSeq and is a predicted model, not a curated record. Lineage: Eukaryota; Fungi; Basidiomycota; Agaricomycetes; Boletales; Suillaceae.